AUGAAAGGAAACGGGCAGCAGAUCCUGUCUGUGGCCUGGGUGUUUUAUUUUGCCCAUAGGCGGAAACGGGUGAAUGUCUGUGACAGAGUCAGGAUGCGAGAAUACAAGCUGGUUGUGCUGGGAUCUGGAGGUGUCGGAAAGUCAGCUUUGACAGUCCAGUUUGUCCAGGGAAUCUUUGUGGAGAAAUAUGACCCGACAAUAGAAGAUUCAUAUAGGAAGCAAGUUGAGGUUGAUGGACAGCAGUGUAUGUUGGAAAUCCUUGAUACAGCAGGAACAGAGCAGUUCACUGCGAUGAGGGACUUGUACAUGAAAAACGGCCAGGGCUUUGCCUUGGUUUACUCAAUCACUGCUCAGUCAACAUUUAAUGACCUGCAGGACCUGCGAGAACAGAUCCUGAGAGUGAAAGAUACAGAGGAUGUUCCCAUGAUCCUUGUUGGCAAUAAAUGUGAUCUCGAGGAGGAGCGAGUGGUGGCCAAAGAGUCUGGCCUGGGCCUUGCUCGCCAGUGGAACUCCUGUGCUUUUCUAGAGACAUCAGCCAAGAGCAAGAUCAAUGUCAACGAGAUCUUCUAUGACCUUAAAAAAGUCCACCUGUCAACUUCUCUAAUGACAAGUUUGGUUUUACCUGACCUAUAA
Molecule: messenger RNA, 633 nt
Organism: Knipowitschia caucasica
Lineage: Eukaryota; Metazoa; Chordata; Actinopteri; Gobiiformes; Gobiidae
Source: the annotation of a GenBank genome assembly